Molecule: messenger RNA, 981 nt
Organism: Tigriopus californicus
Lineage: Eukaryota; Metazoa; Arthropoda; Copepoda; Harpacticoida; Harpacticidae
Product: vitamin D3 receptor-like
Exons: 1
Coding region: 1-981 (326 amino acids)
Biological process (GO): cell differentiation; positive regulation of transcription by RNA polymerase II; negative regulation of transcription by RNA polymerase II
Molecular function (GO): RNA polymerase II cis-regulatory region sequence-specific DNA binding; nuclear receptor activity; zinc ion binding
Source: RefSeq, a predicted model, not a curated record
AUGGCCGGAGUCGGGACUGCCUCUGGCCGGAAGCAAAAGAAAGACCUAGCCCGGAAAGCAUCGGCUCGAGAGCCUUCGGAUCGGGUGUGUUUGGUGUGCCAGGAUGUGAUCCUCAAGCACACUUGUAUUCAUUAUGGUGGGCUGUCAUGCUAUAGUUGCCGAGCCUUCUUUCGGAGGGCCAAUCAAGAGUCCAAGAAGGCUGUGUUUGAGUGUAAAUAUGAUCGGGACUGUGAGAUCACGGUGAAAACCCGUCGCAAGUGCCAACGAUGUCGUUACGAUCUGUGCCUAAAGGCCGGGAUGAAACCGGAAAAUGUUCUCACUCCGGAUCAGAAAGUAGUCCGAUUCCGGAAGAAACGACAAAAGCAAACCAAGGUGGUGCCUAGUCCAGCCCGAUCCAGCCCGGAAACCUCUUCGGAAGCUCUCAUAGUGCCCAAGAAGGAAAGAUUGACCAUUCUUGAGCCCAAGUCGCCGGAACGGCCCUUCACCAAUCGCUUCUUCCCCGAAGAACAGCCGACCCUCAAGAGUCAUCCGGACCUAUUGAGUCAACAGUCCAACCUCAUCAACUUCGGCCUUCCAGAUAUUGGCGACAACAUCGAGGAUCUCCUCUCCAACAUGAGCAGUGAAGGCGACUCGAACAGUCAGGACCCGUCGGACACCUUUCCCGGCGUGCACCUGGAACCCUUGCCUCAGCCAGUGAUCCAACGCGUGAUCCAACCCGUGGGCCAGUCAGUGAUUCGUCCCAAUGCCCAAUCUGUGGUCGGAUUAGCUCCGGCUGAUCCUCAUUUCAUCAAUACUCCUCACCUCACCCUACCUUUGGACUCGGACAAUGGCGGCCUCGGAGGUGGACCCAGUCCGUCCCCUUCGCCUGUUGCCACGAAUACCCAAGUGGACUGGUUCAAUCACCACGUGGUUGAGCAGAAACAUUGUGAAGUGAACUAUUUAGUUAACCUCCUGAACCACUCAGGCGGGGUAGAGCACUAG